Molecule: messenger RNA, 5227 nt
Organism: Nicotiana tabacum (common tobacco)
Lineage: Eukaryota; Viridiplantae; Streptophyta; Magnoliopsida; Solanales; Solanaceae
Source: RefSeq, a predicted model, not a curated record
GCAUUUUAUGUGCAAAACUUUCACCUUCAACGUAACCCAAAAUCUAAUUAAAACAUUCUGUAGCCUCAAUUACAGAACAUUCAGUCGAUGAAGUGUAAAUCCAUUGCAUGUAUAUGGUCCGGUUCACCGCCAGUCCACAAAGUCACCGCCGUCGCCGCACUGAACAAUCCUCCCACUCUCUACACCGGCGGUUCCGAUGGCUCCAUCAUCUGGUGGAACCUCUCCUCCUCCUCCUCAACCUCCAAUCAGGAAAUCACACCGGUUGCCAUGCUUUGUGGUCAUGUUGCUCCGAUAGCCGAUCUAGGGAUUUGUGUUCCUACUACAGUUUCGGGAGAUGGGAAAUUAGACGAUUCAAAUAAUGCGGUAUCAACUUCUAACUCAUCUAACUGUGGUGCAUUAUUAAGUGCAUGCACUGAUGGUGUGUUGUGCAUUUGGAGCAGAGCCAGUGGACAAUGCAGACGUAGAAGGAAAAUGCCUCCCUGGGUGGGGACGCCAUACCUAAUUCGACCAUUUCCCGAAAAUCGUAGAUAUGUAUGUAUAGCUUGUUGUUCCUUUGAUCAUGUUCAUUUAUCUGAUCAUCACUCGCCUGUUUCUAUUGAGAAGGGUGAAACAAUAGCAGAUAGAGACCCACAACAUGCUAAACCUGUAAAGUGCACAGUUGUUAUUGUUGAUACGUAUACUCUUGGUAUCGUCCAAACAGUUUUUCAUGGGAGCUUAUCCAUUGGGCCUUUGAAAUCUGUGGCUGUAAUUUCAUCCUUUGGAGAUGUAUUGACGGAGUCAGUGAUGAUGGUUGAUUCUUUUGGUAAGGCACAGUGUAUACCAAUAUUGAAGGAGUGUGAUUCAAGCACAGAAAGCAUGACCUCCAAGAGUAGCUUGUCUGAUGCAGGCAAAAUGAAUUGGGUAAAUGGGUCAAAUGACAGGGGACUUCUGGUGGCCUUUGCAAAUCGUGGGCCCAUUUUAGCUUUUGUAUAUGGUACAUGCUGCAUAUUUAGUCAAGUAGAGGAUGGCAGUGUCAUGGGAGAGAUAUCUUUCUCAGAUGAUCUGCUCUCUAUUGAAGGGAAGUCGUACGUCAUUGGUGGCAUGUUUGUUGUAGAUGAUAACGAUCUGCUUGAUUCUGAAGAUUCGGAUGCCACAUUCAUUGAAAAUUUUGCUGUAUGGAAUGGUAAAGGUGCGGCCAUAGUAUACAGGAUAUGUUACUCAAGUAAUAUCUUCAAGUAUGAGCCUUUUGCAGCUAUCCCUGUCAUUUGUCAGGAGUCUGGCAUGAGCUUAUCUAUCUCCUUUGUGCAACUGAACAACUUUCUUUUCCGCAUUGAAUCAAUUUCUUUUCCUAUCAACGAAUUAUUGAUUUGGAAACCUCGCCUGACAUGUUGGGUAUUGCCUAAGCUGCAGGACAAAAAUGAGAUAAAUUGUCAAGAAUGCAGACUUUUAGGUGAAGGUAGAAUAUUUGAUGAUUGGACUCAUAACCAGUAUGCCUCUGAAAAUGAGAUUGUUGGGCAGGUUGUUGAUAUAGACACAGCAGGUGGGAAGGCCACAAUAACUUCCUCCCAAGGUGCUGGUACUUGUUCUAAAGCUAUUGAUGAAAGGAUAUCAAACAUCACUAAAAAUGGAACUUAUGAAAGAAAAGAGCUAGUGUCUUCUUCAAUGGUUAUUUCUGAAGAAUAUGUGCCUUUGGCUAUUGUAUAUGGGUUCUAUAACGGUGAUAUAAAAGUUGUUCGAUUUGAUAUGUUCUUUGAAGGAUUAGAUUGUCAUGGUCAAAAUCCAUAUCCCGAGUCAAAAGCACAUGCCACUCAACAUUAUCUCUUGGGGCAUACAGGCGCUGUACUGUGUUUGGCUGCACAGCGAGCGCUGAUUAGAUGUCAAGGAGGUAGCUACAGUUAUGUUCUACUCUCAGGAAGUAUGGAUUGUACUGUCCGUGUAUGGGAUCUUGACUCUAGCAGUCCCAUGAUUGUAAUGCACCAACAUGUUGCUCCAGUUCGCCAAAUAAUUCUUCCACCAUCUCAAACAGAACGUCCAUGGAGUAAUUGCUUCCUCUCUGUUGGGGAAGACUCAUGUGUUGCCCUUUCUUCACUUGAUACCAUGCGUGUAGAGCGAAUGUUCCCUGGCCACCCAUAUUAUCCCGCAAAAGUUGUGUGGGAUAGUAGAAGAGGAUAUGUAGCAUGUCUGUGUCCAAACCAAACAGGAACAUCUGAUGCAGAUGUUUUGUUCAUUUGGGAUGUAAAAUCAGGUGCUCGUGAGCGGGUCCUUCGCGGAGCUGCUGCUCUCUCAAUGUUUGAACAUUUCUGCAUAGGAAUUGACAGAGAUCUCCCUCAUGGCAGUAGGAUAAGUGGAAAUACUUCGGCUUCCUCAUUGCUUUUUCCUGUUAGUGAAGAAACCAAGUAUCCACCAUCUCAUUCACAAACUCUGGGAAAGGGUACUUCUUUAUCAAAUAUAUCUGUUAGUACAAGUGUGUCUGGAAGUACUACGGGAUCUAAUCAAUCUGCAUUGUUUGCCUUGCAAAGCAGAAAACAGCCUGUUAAAGGCUCUUGUCCUUUUCCUGGAGUUGCCGCUCUGUCUUUUGAUCUCACGUCCUUGAUGUCUCUAUGUCAGACACAUGAGUACUAUAGAGCAGAGUGUUCCAAUCCUGGUAAAAACCAAGUGAAAGUAAUAAGGGUUGAGUCUCCCAUUAAGAGGAGUGAUUUCAGGGAUCAGGAAACUGAAGUACCUAGUUCCAGUGAUGAGAGAAUCAAUGAAUGCCUGCUUCAGUUUAGCUUGUCUAUUUUGCACGUGUGGAAUGUGGACCCUGAACUCGAUAAAUUGCUAGUCACUGAAAUGAAGCUAAAAAGACCGCAGAAUCUUCUCGUAGCUUCUGGUCUCUUGGGGGAUCGGGGGUCCUUGACUCUGACUUUUCCUGAUUAUAGGUCAACUCUGGAGCUUUGGAAAUCAUCAUCAGAGUACUGUGCAAUGAGAUCUCUAACGAUGGUGUCCCUUGCCCAACAUAUGAUUAGCUUGUCACAUUCCUUUCAGGCAGCCAGCAGGUAUGAUAUUGCUUGUUUAACUAAUAGUUCUUGGCAAAGCUAUUCUUAAUGGUUUGAAAUCUCUGUUUUGAAGCUUUUGGUGAGCUUUUGGCAAGACGAGGCUGAGCAUGUUAAGAUGGCAGCACGUUCCUUAUUUCAUUGUGCUGCUUCACGGGCUAUACCAUCUCCACUACGUCGGGAUAAUACAAGAGAUAAAGAGAAUGGAGUAUCACUAAGUGGAAACCAUGAUGCAGUCUCCACAGAAGAACCCACCAACUGCUUGAAGGAUGACAGUCAAAUUGUCACCGAAGGGAACUCUGAGGAUGAGCAAUCUGAAAUAAGAUCUUGGCUAGAAUCAUUUGAAAUGCAAGAUUGGAUUUCUUGUGUUGGGGGAACGAGCCAAGAUGCAAUGACAUCCCAUAUCAUUGUUGCUGCUGCAUUGGCUGUUUGGUAUCCUAGCCUUGUGAAACCAAAUCUUGUUGUCUUCGCUGUUAAUCCAUUGGUGAAGUUGGUUAUGGCGAUGAAUGAGAAAUAUAGCUCUACUGCCGCAGAAAUUCUGGCAGAAGGGAUGGAAAGCACAUGGAAGGCAUGCAUUGGUUCUGAAAUACCGCGCCUGAUCGGAGACAUUUUCUUCCAAAUUGAGUGUGUCACUGGUGCAUCCGCUAAUACACCUUCCAAGAAUCCAUCUACAUCUGUUAUGAUUCGUGAUACUUUGGUUGGAAUUCUUCUUCCAAGUUUAGCAAUGGCUGAUGUAUUGGCCUUUCUGAAUGUCAUAGAAAGCCAGAUCUGGUCAACUGCCUCUGAUUCACCUGUUCAUGUGGUAUCCCUCAUGACUAUAGUUAGGGUUGCACGUGGUUCUCCAAGAAACUUAGUUCAAUAUCUUGACAAGGUAGUCACUUUCAUUUUACAGACAAUGGAUCCUGGUAACUUAGUCAUGCGAAGAACUUGCUUGCAAAAUUCAAUGGCGGCAUUGAAGGAAAUUGCACGCAUAUUCCCUAUGGUGGCACUAAAUGAUCCAUUGACACGAUUAGCUGUUGGAGAUGCGAUUGGAGCGAUUAACAAUGCAAGCAUUCGUGUAUAUGACAUGCAAAGCAUCACAAAAAUAAAGGUCUUAGAUGCAAGUGGACCUCCAGGAUUUCCCAGUUUGCUUGGAGGAGCUUCAGGAAUGACUGUGACUACUGCAAUAUCAGCUCUUAGCUUUUCACCGGAUGGAGAGGGGGUAGUUGCUUUUUCUGAGACUGGGAUGAUGAUAAGAUGGUGGUCUUACUCGUCGGGAUCUGUGUGGUGGGAGAAACUGAGCAAGAAUCUAGUUCAUGUCCAGUGCACAAAACUGAUUUUUGUCCCACCUUGGGAGGGAUUCUCGCCUAAUGCUAAUAGAUCAAGCAUAAUGGCAAGUGUAUUCGGUAAAGAUGGAGAAGCUAAUCCAAAGGAGAACAAUGCGUCGAAUGAACUGGACAGAUUUAAACAUCUGCUUCAGAAUAUUGAUCUUUCUUACAGAAUAGAAUGGGUUGGUCAAAGAAAAAUAAAACUCACCCAACAUGGCCGUGAUUUGGGCACUUUCCAGCUAUGACAGCCCUGUGCCACUUUACUUAAAUUCCAACUCUUAAAUUUUCUAUUGUAGUUUUGGCUUUCGAUUGGAGAGGUGGUUUAUUUUUACUGUAGUUCACAUUGGUUGUUAACUGGAGCUGCUCAAUAUGCCUAGCUCUUGAGUUGAUGUCUCACCAACAUCUCUACUACAGUUUCAAACCUUUUGAACAGCGUUUAUGCUGAGAGGAAAUACUGUUCAAAGCAGCCAGAACAGUCAGAUGUGUGCAUUAGCUUGCGUCGAGAAGCAGCACCAACUUUUGGUCAGUUCAACGGUAAUCAGAACCUCUACGGAUAUGCAUGUCGAUUUUCCAUCAGAGACAAUUUUGUCCUUCCUUCGCCCCCCACUUUCAUCUUCUGUUUGGGUUCUUGAGGGGUGGGAUGGCACCAUAGAGGCGGGGCGGUUAUAUUGCACGCUCAUGUCUUGUACAAGUAAUUGAGUUCGAAAAUGUUGAAGCACUUACCUACUUAGUAGUACAGUUAGUACAAAUGUAAAUCAAUAGCUCUGAAGUCAUAGUUUUUGUAUAUUUUCACUAAUUGAUCUUCCUUGGUGCUGGGUGAGCUUUCCUUUCCAGCACCUCUACACGAAAUAAAAUGAGAUCUACAAACUUGGAGACCUAGUUCAGUUAUCCGAGGAUUAAUAUUCUUUA